AUGUCUCGAUAUGCGGAAGCCCACGCCAAUCCCCAGGGUCCCGGAGACGCAAGGCCAACUGCAUUGCAGAUCAUUGAAGACGAAGGCGUCGGGGGCAAGCUAAGCGACAAGGUCAUUGUCAUCACUGGCACCUCGUCUGGCAUUGGGAUUGAGACAGUUCGUGCCCUCUCAGCUACUGGAGCCAGGCUUUUCCUGACUGCCCGUAAUCUUGCCAAAGCGAAGGAAGCGCUGUCCGGUAUCUUCGACCCGGUGCGCAUGGAGCUUGUCGAGAUGAAUCAAGAGUCCCUGCACAGUGUCCGUCUCGCCGCUGACAGCAUUUUGUCAAAAACGGAUAAGAUUCACAUCUUAGUCAACAAUGCCGGAAUCAUGGCUGUUCCCACUCUUCAACUUACUCAAGACGGUCACGAGCUCCACUUUGGCACCAACCAUUUAUCUCACUUCUUAUUCUUUGAGCUGUUGAAGCCAGCACUGCUGGCGGCUGCUUCGCCAGAUUUCCACAGCCGUGUUGUGGUUGUGUCGUCGACCGCUCACCUCAGGAACGGGAUCAAUGCCUCGGAUGACUACAAUUUCGAAAAGAGCGAGUAUUCUCCCUGGGGAGGCUAUGCAAAAUCCAAAACCGCCAACAUCUACAUGGCCAACGAGCUGGAGCGGCGAUACGGUUCACAGGGCCUUCACGGGAUCAGCUUGCAUCCUGGCGGAAUCAUGACCCCUCUCGCAAAGCAUCUUCCAGCAGCCGAGUUAGUGAGCAGUGGCGAUGGCGGGGAGCUCUACAAGGAAUUCAAAAGCCCCGAGCAAGGAGCUGCGACCACAGUCUGGGCUGCCGUCGGAAAGCAAUUGGAAGGCCGCGGCGGAAUCUAUCUUGCCGAGUGCGCAGAGGCUGAACCCUCAAAGGACGAGCAAAGUCAGUUUGGUUCGGGUUAUGCUAAGCAUGCGUUCGAUCAAGAGAGUGAGGGUCGACUAUGGAAAGAUUCCCUCAGACUGGUCGGGUUGGCUAGCAAUCAUGUGGAAUAG
This is a messenger RNA of Dissoconium aciculare CBS 342.82, 1011 nucleotides long. RefSeq names its product NAD(P)-binding protein. NCBI's taxonomy places the organism in Eukaryota, Fungi, Ascomycota, Dothideomycetes, Mycosphaerellales, Dissoconiaceae. The coding region runs from base 1 to 1011 and encodes 336 amino acids. The record is from RefSeq and is a predicted model, not a curated record. The transcript has a single exon.